UUUCUAUUUAUGACGAUCAUUCAAAAUGGCGGGUAGUUCGUUAUCGCACAAAUACAGUGUUAUUGCACAGUACAAGAUGUGCAAUUAUUGUUCGUAAAAUAAUAUAUUUAUAUAUAUAUAUAUACAUAUAUAUAUAAAUAAUAAAUAUUAAUACAUAUAAUUAUUUUUAUGAUUUGAAUUAUGUCAUCCAUCAAAUAUUAUACAUUCCUACAAUGAGAAUGGUAUAAACAUAUAUGUAUAUCAUGUUCGUAUUCGUUUCAUAUAAACAAGUAUUACGUCGUAAUUAUGAGUCCCAGCAAGAGAAAGACUAUCAAUAUAAAUUCUGAGGAUGAAAGCAGCCCGAAGUGUCGUCGUAGUUCAUUAGCAGUUAAUUUAAGUUAUACCAACUUGACAGAUUCAGGUAAUGGUUCCCUCAAAAAAACACAGAUUAAGAACAAUGAAUCGUUUAAUGAUCAGAUGCACUCUUAUAUGAUGCCAAACGAUGAUGAAGAAUUAGAGAUAAUGCAAGAAGAGAAAAAUUCUUCCAAAACAUCUAAUAUAAAUAAAAUAAAUAAUAGAGGUUCUUGCAUAGAAGAUAAAUUGUUACGAAACAUUCGUGUACGUAUUAUUGAUGUAAAUGAUAUUAAAGAAAAUGAUGCAACUUGUGAAAAGUUAAGAAAUGCAAUAUUAAAUAAAACUAGAGAAAUAUUUAAUAAACAAGAUGAAUGUGCUAUAAAGACAAAUUUAGUUUUACAAAAUCAAAAGAAUAAAGUAUUAACUACUACUUCUCAGGAGAUUAUAGAUAAAUCUCGAAUUCUAAUCGAUGAAGUUACAAGUAUAGAAAAUAAUACUCAUAAUGAAAAUUUAAGGAUCUUUUCUACACCUAUUAAUAAAAGUUAUAGUGUUAAUGAAUCCAUAGAUAAAUCAAAAAUAACAAAAAGAAGGUUAUUUACACACAAUGAUAUUAUCGACUCUCAAGUUAUUAAGACUGUAACAGAAGACAACCAUAAUUCAGAAAAUAACUUGCAACAAUUAUCUUUUACAAAUUUUAAUUAUAAAAGUAGUCCUAUAAUAUCUGGUAAUUAUAAAAGACAUUAUAUAUCAAAACUUUCAUUAAAAAAUCUUUCUGAAACUAGAACAAAAUGUAAUCUAGAAGAAGAUUUGAGUCAAAAAACUGAAUCAAAUUUAAAUAGUUUAAAUGAUGAAAUUGAAUCAAUCGGUACACCUAUUUUUUGUUCCACAUAUAAUGAGGAAUUGGGUGGAAAUAAUAACAAAUUUAUUGAAGAACAUAAUAUUAAUAAUGAAAGACAUAAAAAAAAUGCAAAACCUGUGUCUAUGGAAUUAACAGCUGUUCAAGGAAAUAUUUGGGAAUAUAAUAAUACCUAUAUUGACAAAAUGGUGAUUAAAAAUAGUGAAGUUAGGAAUAAAAAAGAAUCUGAGGAUCAAAGCACAAAAGAAAAAAUAAAUCAAACAACUUCCAUAUCAGAUAAAGAGUCUAUAAUGAAUCAUGAAACUAUAAUAAAAAUAUCAAAUACAAUACUUCAAUCUAGUCAACAUAAUAUAGAAAAAAAUGAUAAUAUUAAAUCCAUAAUUGAUAAAAAUGAAAAUAGCAUUGAAGAGCUUGGAUCAUCUUUAGAUGUAAAUACUUCUAUGAAUAAUGAAAGUGAACAGGAAAGUAUUCGUAGUUCAUUACAAGUAAAUACAUCUUUAAAUUCUACAUAUAAAAAUAGACACUCUUAUAAUGAAGAACAACGAUCCAAACAGCAAAAUACAAGAACAUCAAAAAAACAUUCACAAUACAAUAAUGAAGCAACAGAUGGAAAUGAUGAUUCUACAAGUUAUAUUGAAAGUACACCUUAUAAUGUACCUCAAUCACAAUUAAAAUGUGACACAGUAUUAUAUAAUACAAAAUUCAAGGAUUCUACUAAAAUAGUUGAGACAUUAACUAACAAAAAUAUUAAGAAAAAAAAUAAAAGUAUUUGUAAUUCAAAAAAUGAACAGUGCAUAUGUAAAAUUCAUACUACACAUUCAAUCAUGUGUACAGAAAAGGGAAAAGAUAUUUUACAUAAACCAGUUAUUUUAGAUGAUUCACCUAUAGUAACUUCAAAUAAACAAAAAUACAAGGAGAUAAUUAUAGAGGAUUCUUUCAGAGAAGAACAUGAAUCUAGUAAAGACAAAAUAAAGAAUAACAGUUUGGCAAAUAUAAAUGUAAUAAGCUCUAAACCAAAGAAAAAAAAAUUAUUGCCACUUUGUGAAAGUUCUGAAUUAUCAUUUACCCCAAUGGAAAAAUCCUUAUCACCCGAAGAACCAUUGAUAACAAAAAAGAAAAAACGAUUUAAAAAGAAAAGAAUGAUGAAACAGAAUUUGCAGGCAAGAACUUGCAAUGUCUCAAAUGAUAUAGAAAAACAUGAUGAUUCAUCAGAAAAUAAUUUUACUUUCAAUCUAAAGCAAAAAAAUAAAUAUAAAAAGUCUAAAAAAGUAAUUAGUAAAAAAAUUGUAAAUAAAAAAAUGGCUGAUAAUGAUAUAUCAAAGCAAUUGAAAAAUUUAUAUAAACAUUCUGACCAAGAAGAUGAGACUGUUGAAGAUAGAAAUUCUUUAAAUGAAUUUCGAAUUAGAAAAGAAACUUCUCAAUGGCUGGUUCAUAAAUCUCAAAAAAUUAUUAUGGUUGUAACAGGAUUCUCACAUAGAGAUAAAAAUUUAAUUAGGAACAUUGUAAAAACUCUUGGUAUGGCAAGCAUUGAAUCAAAUGUUACACGUAGAACAACUCAUGUAGUAAGCACAGGAGUGCGUACAUUAAAUUUAUUGCAUGGUAUAAUAAGAGGUUGUUGGCUUGUAAAACUUGAGUGGGUUUUAAAAUCUUUGGAAAAUAAUGGAUGGUUAAAUCCAGAACACUAUGAGAUAACAAAUUUCUCAAAGGCAGUAAAAGAAAAUCGUAAAGAUCGGGAAUUAUUUGGAAUGGCUUAUGUACCAGAAUUAUUUGCUACUUCUGGAUUCUUACAUGUUGAAAAUGGUACUACACCUCCUGCUCAUAUCUUAAAAGAUCUUAUAAAAGCUGCUGGUGGUCGACUUACUGAAUAUCCACAGGCUGCAAAACUUAUUAUCGGUGCAAAUGGUGUGAAAGAAAGUUGGAUCUUGGAUUCAAUUACUACUGGUGUUUUACAAUCAACGACACAAUAUCAAAGAAAGUAAUACAGUAUUAUAAUUUUUUUGUACAAAUUAUGAAUAAUUGCCACAGGCAAUGAUAAAAAUUUUAUACGAAUUUUAUAUUAUUUACUUAAUAUAUCGAAAUAUUUUUGGUUAUGUUCUCAGUAUUUAUAUUAUAAUAAUGA
Messenger RNA from Vespula pensylvanica (western yellowjacket), 3308 nucleotides. It is a transcript of the gene MCPH1, whose product is annotated as general transcriptional corepressor trfA. Gene Ontology annotation, biological process: mitotic cell cycle. The record is from RefSeq and is a predicted model, not a curated record. The transcript has 4 exons. NCBI's taxonomy places the organism in Eukaryota, Metazoa, Arthropoda, Insecta, Hymenoptera, Vespidae. The coding region runs from base 286 to 3168 and encodes 960 amino acids.